AUGGCGACCUGCACGCUAAACCCCGUCGAUAUCAUCGAGCGUGCCAAGGCCGCGCGUAAGCGCAGGCUUCAGGAGCUCUACGUUACGGGAAGUAGGACAAGGCACGCGAACAGCUCCCGGCUCGACGGGUCCCGGUUCGCGGAAACGGAAGAGGGUUCAGGCGAUAGUUGGGAUGAGUCAAUUUCAGCCGACCCUUCCUCAGCCACGCCUCUCCCUGUAGGACCUCCUGUCCUUGACGAGUUUCACGGAAGCUGGGAACGAGCUGAAGCGGGUGUAAAUAAAAGAGCGAGAGUUUUAGUGAAGGUGUCGACGGGUUCAGCAGAAGGACCGGCUCCUGCGGUGGAGUCGGGAGAAGUCAGUGCGGGCUGCUCCGGACACAAACGGUCGCAGCUGCUUCCCAUGUUCUCACAGGCGGCUGUGACGCUUGGGUUCGGACCAUCGGACUUACUGACGGCCGUGAUGCUUCACGACGCGUGUCAAUUGCGAUGCCGGCUCGGCGGAGCGUGCUGCCACCGCGACACGGUGCAGCGUCAUGUACUCGCCCUGACGUGCCUCUUCGUCGCUCACAAAGCCAGGGCCGCGCGCACAUCCACCAAUUCCUUGAGCACUGACGCCUUUUGCCAGACAUUGGCAUGUCUAGAGGGUUUAUCGGCGGUCAAGGGGUGCAUGCUGGAGCGUCAGCUCGACUGGGUGUCUCGCCUCUUCCCCUCCCUGCAUCUCCCGGCCUCCGGAGACAUGGAAGCCGCUGCUGGGCUCUUACGCAGUCUAUGGUCGUCGUUGUUCCGCGACGGGAACUCAUCGUCUCACGCUCGUUACCUCGCAGCCUUCGUGCUUCAGCUUAGGACUACCGUUUUCGGCCGGAUGAAGGUCCCUCCCAGUGUAGUAGCCGCUGCCGCUGACGUAGCUGUUCGCGGAGUCAAGUCGACAAGGAAGCAGGACCUGGUCCGUGCUUUCGCCUUGACGUCGCCAGCUUCGCAACUGCGCGGCCAUACUGCAGGCAAUGCGUCGCUCGCCAGGCGCGUUGCUCUGCCUGCUGACUCCGAAGCAUCUGCUGUCGCCAUGGCUGCCGCAGCAGGUGUUCUUACUGACCUCGCUAACUCGCCUGCUACCACUGCCGUCGCAGCUCCCUCGCAAUCUCUUUUGCUCCUCACGUACUCUCAACCUCAGCUCAGCCCACUUGUGCUGCUUUCCUCUCUCACAGCCAGCCGCCAUGGAUCUUUGCGUAUUUGGCGGGUGGGCAAGCGAGAGAGCAGCAUGGCGCGCAAGGGUUUAAUGGAGCAGGAUCUCAAGACGCUGGAUGUGACGAAGCUCAAUCCGCUGUCUCCUGAAGUCAUCAGUCGACAAGCCACCAUUAACAUCGGUACAAUCGGCCAUGUGGCUCACGGCAAAUCGACUGUCGUUAAGGCCAUUUCUGGCGUCCAGACGGUGCGGUUUAAGAACGAGUUGGAGCGAAACAUCACGAUCAAGCUGGGAUACGCCAACGCCAAGAUUUACAAAUGCGAGGACGACGCCUGCCCUCGCCCCAUGUGCUACAAGGCGUACGGUAGCAGCAAGGAGGACAGCCCGCUCUGCGACGUGCCGGGAUUCGAAAAGGCUCGCAUGAAGCUGAUGCGCCACGUGUCGUUCGUUGAUUGCCCGGGCCACGACAUUCUGAUGGCGACGAUGCUGAACGGCGCGGCGAUCAUGGACGGCGCGCUGCUGCUGAUCGCGGGGAACGAGAGCUGCCCGCAGCCGCAGACGUCGGAGCACCUGGCGGCGGUGGAGAUCAUGCGGCUGAAGCACAUCAUCAUCCUGCAGAACAAGAUCGACCUCAUUCAGGAGAGCGUCGCGCUCAACCAGCACGACGCCAUCCAAAAAUUCAUCCAGGGCACCAUUGCAGAUGGCGCACCAGUAAUCCCCAUCAGCGCGCAGCUCAAGUACAACGUGGACGUGGUGUGCGAAAUGAUCAUCAAGCGCAUCCCCAUCCCCGACCGUGACUUUGUGUCGCCGCCCAACAUGAUUGUCAUCCGCUCCUUCGACGUCAACAAGCCCGGCGCCGAGGUCGACGAUAUCAAGGGCGGCGUCGCUGGUGGCAGUAUCCUGCAUGGAGUGUUGAGGGUGGGGCAGAAGAUAGAGGUGCGGCCGGGUAUCGUGGCCAAGGACGCGGACGGCAACAUCCGCUGCACGCCCAUCUUCUCGCGCAUCAUCUCGCUCUUCGCCGAGCAGAACGAGCUGCAGUUCGCCGUGCCGGGCGGGCUCAUAGGCGUCGGCACCACCAUUGAUCCCACGCUCACCCGCGCUGAUCGCCUCGUGGGGCAGGUGCUGGGGGAGGUGGGCGCGCUGCCAGACGUAUUCGUGGAGCUGGAGAUCAACUUCUUCCUGCUGCGGCGGCUGCUAGGAGUGCGCACAAAAGGCACGGAGAAACAAGGCAAGGUGGCGAAGCUGACAAAGGGAGAGGUGCUGAUGCUCAACAUCGGGUCCAUGUCCACUGGUGCGCGCGUGGUGGCGGUGAAGAACGAUCUGGCCAAGCUGCACCUGACGUCGCCUGUGUGCACCAAGACUGGCGAGAAGCUUGCUCUCAGCCGCCGCGUGGAGAAGCACUGGCGGCUCAUUGGCUGGGGGCAGAUUCAGGCCGGGGUGAAGCUUGAUGUGCCGCCACCUGUUGACUUGCCCAAGUAG
Closterium sp. Yama58-4 is the source of this 2658-nucleotide messenger RNA. The record is from the annotation of a GenBank genome assembly. Lineage: Eukaryota; Viridiplantae; Streptophyta; Zygnematophyceae; Desmidiales; Closteriaceae.